This is a messenger RNA of Durio zibethinus, 1761 nucleotides long. RefSeq names its product serine/threonine-protein kinase TIO-like. Gene Ontology annotation, cellular component: cytoplasm. NCBI's taxonomy places the organism in Eukaryota, Viridiplantae, Streptophyta, Magnoliopsida, Malvales, Malvaceae. The record is from RefSeq and is a predicted model, not a curated record.
AUGGCGCACAAAUUAUUGGUCAGGAUACUGAAGCAUUGGCAUUUGUUUUGUUGCCAAUCAAAAGAUGGUCAGAAGGACCACAAAAUGGUUGCAGUUAUUGCCAAGUCUUUAACCACAAAACUCAAAGAUUUCAAGACCAAGAAGCAGGACUGGGAAGCUGGAAUUAUAAUUCAUGUUCAUCAUGGUGCAGUUAGGGCAAUGGUUUGUUUCAUGAUGGUUCAGUUCUACAGGGGUCAUGUUCUCCAUUCAAGUCAGUCAUUGAGAAUUCUUUCAAAUUUAGUUGCGGCUGGUGCCCUACAUUCUGGAGGAAUUAUUGACGAAAUAAUGUGUGAACUUCUUAAUUUCACUGUGAUUUUAGUUGGUUUGAAAUCAUCUGGUGUUAAUGAGUUAGUAGCAAAGAGUUUUUCAGUUAUUAAAAUGCUGUUGGCAGAAAAUAAUGGAAGUGGUGUUGCCAAUUCAUAUUUCAAGCACUGGUUUGUCCUGGUUGAAAUUUUCCCACAGGUUGUUGGCCACAUUGAAGAUGCCUCUGGGACAGUUUUCUCGGAGUCUUGUGCGUGCAUCACAACUAUUUUAGCUGGAGUAGCUCAGGGUCUUAGAGCAUAUACUUUGAAUCAGAUUUUGGACCAUACUGUGACGUCCUGUUUGGUGGACCAUUUGUGUUUAUGUUUGGCAACUUCGGGCUCAAAUCUUAGUUCUGGAUCCACAUAUAUGCUGCAUGCUGUUUGUGAAGCAUGUAGGGCUAUCUGGUCAUUGAUGGACGCUCUAGAAAUUCUUUUUGUGAAGGAAAAUCCCAAUUUAGAUCAUGCUCGAUGUUUGCUGGCUGGAGAAUCAGCAAAAGUUCUGGAUGCAGUAACUAUGGCAUUUGUCAGAUCAAAAGCUGUGCAGUUUGCUUUAGUCCAUUGCCUUCAUGAACGUGUAGAGCCAGCACUAUCUGCUGCUAUUCUGGUAUUUCUUCACGUUUCUGAAAAUUCUUCCAUGCUGAGGAAUUUGUCAAGAUGUUGCCUCCACAAUGGAAUUAUCCCGACUGUUCUAUGUGGCCUUCCCAAUUCCCUGCAUGUUACUACUGUUGUUAGUGGUGGAGCGGAUGGAACCAUUGUUUCAGAGAUAUUCUCUAUAUUAUCUUUAUGUUCAUCAUUAAUCAAAGAUGCACAACCUGAGACAUCUAACUUGAAGUGUAAAAAAAGCAAUCCGCCUGUCUUGCCUCAUUCUGCAUCAGCCAUGCUGGCUCUUGCUUCCAUUCUUUCACUUGAAGGUGGACUGUCCGUUGAGUCUUCCAUAUCUGAAAUUUCGAUGCCCUUGAUUCCUCAAACUAGCACACUUUGUGAUCACCUUAAAAUUUCAUCAGACAGUGAAAUUGAAGUUGGCCCUAAGAACCCUAAAGUGGUUCUCUCAUACUGGCAUGGUCUUAGGGAUGAAUGUGUAGGCUUCAACCAUUCAAGCGCUUCAAGUCAAGGAGUUGGUGGCCCAAAUAGUGGAGUUGGCUUAUCCCCUAUAGGGGUUGUAUGGGCAGUUUCAUCAGUAUGUCAGUGCCUUUCAGGUGUAGUUUUAACCUUUCGCCAAACUUUGCUCUGCAGUGAACAUGUGAAACUCAUCUACACUUUGAUAUCUGCUGUUCAUCUCAAGCUUGUGAGGUCCUGGUUUGGGCCUGGUGGAGGGAAGGAUGGAGUCAGAGAUGUAAUAAAUGCAGUAAUUGAUUUCUUAGCGUUUCCUUUGGUUGCUGUACAAAAUGCUACUGGGUUGCCACUUGCUACUACUUUGUAA